GUUGGGGCCGGGACGUCCGGGGCCGACCUGCCCUGUACAGGCAGGUACCUAUCUAUAUAACGAGGUACCUACUUCGUAAGGCCGCCUGUAUGUAUCCUACAUACCUAUCACCUUAUACCUACCUACAUAUAUGCCAACCCGUCAAGACGUUAAAUGAUCUAGGUCUAGGUAGGUAUCUCCAUACGCCUUAAGUAUAGAGGCAUUCAUAUACCUACUUUCGAGGGGGGAGCUCCGAGUCCCAUACUGCGUAGUACUUCACGAUAUUAAUUGUUCCACGCGCCCCCAGGAAAAAGAAACAUACAAAAUAAAAACAAAAUCCCGCCACCCUCCGAAGCCAUAUAAUCUCUACUCACUCGCCUAAUUGAUACUGAGCCUACGCACGACCAUUAAGCCGCGCCGCGCCGGGUUUCAUUUUACACCCUCAAGAUGGCCCGUCACCAUCCGCUACAGAGGCUCGCGUCUCCAUCGAGACAGCUUUCCCUGCUUCUCCAUCUCGCAGGGGUCGCGUCUUUCCUCGCCUCGUUCAGGUUCCUCUACACGUGGGACACUCCGAUGUCAGCUUCUUUCGGCGGGCACUACCAGUUCCUCACCAUCAUCGGCCUGUCACUCGCGUUGUGCACUUUUUCCGUCGGGGCUUUGGCGGACGCGACGCUCUCUCCGCGCCUGUUUCAGCUCAAGAACAUACUCUCCGUGUGCUCGGCACCGCUGGAGGUAUUGAUUAGCAUCCUGUACUGGGGGAUCUACGCCAUCGACAAAAGCCUCCUUUUCCCGCCUGAGGUUCAGCUCGACUUUCUUCCCGAUUUCGGGUUCCACGCCGCGCCGGCCCUGUUUCUAGCCGUCGAUCUCCUCCUUCUCAGUCCGCCGUGGACGAUCCGCGGCUACCCUGCGUUGGCCCUGAGCGAGGUCUUGGCAUUUUCAUACUGGCUCUGGGUCGAAUACUGCUUCUCUCGCAAUGGAUGGUAUCCUUAUCCUAUUUUUGGCAUCUUGAGCACGUGGCAGCGCGCCCUGCUCUUUGCUUUCUCCGCAUCCGUGAUGACUGGGAGUACGAUGAUCCUGAAAUGGACGUAUGGCAAGGUCAACGGCAUCGAGAAGUUCAAGGAGGAAGCGGUCGCCGAUCCCGUAGGAAUCCGACCCAAAAGCGAAUAAAUCCCGACGUGACAACGGCCGGCUUUGUUACGCCCUGCUUCCAGACCGCUACGCAUGCUAGGUUGUCUAGCUAGGAUAGCAAGUCGUAAUCUCACCUAUCCUUGGGCCCGCCGUGGGAGACGGGCAGCUUGUUAGCGGAGAUACCCUCGGGAGCCAACGGCGGCCCCGUCAAAGCAGCUUUGUAUAGAUGGGAAACCCGACAAUUCUCGCGCCUUUAUCCCGUGUUCCUUUGAGCAAGCUCGUCGAGAUAGGCAUAAAUUCCCUAGUUCUGGGUCCCGUGUGUGCUGCUGUUACCCGCUUGCUCUGACGUCGAGUCUCCUGAGUCUCCUGGGCGCAUGUCCGUAUGCAAUCCGGUCCCGUGGCAGAGGAUAGAAUAAGUAGAAGCAGGCGAGAUAUUGCAGCCCUCGGAAUCUAUCAGAGUACGUACCUCUCAGAUUUGCUACCCAUUGUUACGUUGCCGUCGGUGGGCCGUCCGUCAAACUUGACGGUCCAGCCACACACACAUAUAUGCCUAUAUAUAGAGAGUUAUAUAUACAGGUGUAUAUGUAUAUACACAUGUCAGUUCGCCUUGGACCCCUGCCAAGCAAGCCGCC
This is a messenger RNA of Durotheca rogersii, 1739 nucleotides long. RefSeq names its product FAR-17a/AIG1-like protein. The transcript has 3 exons. Lineage: Eukaryota; Fungi; Ascomycota; Sordariomycetes; Xylariales; Xylariaceae. Gene Ontology annotation, cellular component: endomembrane system; membrane. The record is from RefSeq and is a predicted model, not a curated record. Bases 427 to 1146 code for a protein of 239 amino acids.